Messenger RNA from Paramuricea clavata, 3177 nucleotides. The record is from the annotation of a GenBank genome assembly. NCBI's taxonomy places the organism in Eukaryota, Metazoa, Cnidaria, Anthozoa, Malacalcyonacea, Plexauridae.
ACCCUUUUCCUUAUAUGGAAACACUAACCACUGAACUAUUUAAUUGUCUGGAGUAAUUCCAAAUGUUUAUGACACUAUUUUUUCUUUGAUUUAUUUUCAGCCAUACUCAGUAAAAGUCAUUACUUAUUGUUCUACUUGGUAUCCGCUAUGCAGCCUCGAAUGUUGGUCGCUUUUGAUACUGAACUGCGUCCAAUGCAAGUCUCAGUCAGGGUGGGGCAGGUAGGUUCUAUAACCUUGACAUAAAAAACCUAAAUAUCUCUCGAUUUCAAGUCACUUUUCAAUGCGCGGUUCCCAAGUUCGUUGCGAACUUGCCAAUCACGUUUCCAAGUUCGGAAAUUGGGCGCGAACUUCACAACAAAGUUCGCAAGUUCAUUUCAAUGUUUGAACUUUGUUUGUAAACAAAUGUUCAUACUCAAUAAUAAUAACCAAUUUAAUGAAAUACAAACCUUCUUGGUAGAACACUGGACCAAGAACUUUCCAUUGAAUUGUUAAUUUCAACUUGAAUUAUGAACAUUUGUUUGCGAUAGUUUAAUUAUUUUUUUGCGAACUUUGUUGCGAACUUGGAAACGUAAUUGGCAAGUUUGCAACGAACAUGGGAACCGCGCAUUGAAAAGUGACUUGAAAUCGACGAUAACAUUAUUUUUUCACUCUGAUAACUGCAUGUUAUGGUUAGUGGAACCAUGGAUAAUAAAAUAAAUGGAUAGGAAACUAGCUGACGUGACCUAAUGUUUUCAAUGGGCUGAUGGCGUGAUUGGAUGUUGAAACCUAGUUGCAAACCAAAUUCUCAAAAACGGCAUGUUUAGCAAUAAUACAGCUAAACAUUUUAGUCAAAGAGCAAAUAAAUAUAACUACGCCAUUCUACGAUGAAAUUUCUAAGUAUUCCCAGUCAAUUUUAGCAAAUAUUUCAAGCACUAAACAGUGAAAAAUGCAUCGCAAAUUUCGUUUGCCAUUUGUGACGCCAUUUCGUUGCUACAAAUGUAAAAAAAAUACAAAACAAAGACGAAAAACAUUUACCUUGAAUACUUUGUCGUGGCUUAGGCAUGUUUUUAAAACAAUUAGACCAGUUUAUGCUUCAAUAUUACUCUUUUAAAGCGGAAAUAUAGCGAAACAACAAAAAUGCCUAGAACUUUGGCAAUACGCGUGACGUCACAGAUUGCAACUAGGUUUAGACUGUGACGUCAGCUAGAGUCCUAUUCAUUUAUUUGAUUAUCCAUGGUGAAACCUACCAAUUUUCGUUCUAUAUUUUCUAGGCGGUAGAUGUCGUUGGUCAAGCGGGCAAACCCAAGACAAUUACAGGAUUUCAAACUCACACUACGCCUGUAUUGUUAGCGCAUGGAGAACGUGCUGAACUAGCGACCGAAGAAUGUAUCUUUUUGAUGAUCUGAUUUUAUUCUCAUGUACAUACAGGACAGCCUGUUUGCAGGCUAGUUUCAAAGGCGGUGUUUCAGGAAGGGGGGGGGGGUUGGGUAACGGGUUUGAUUCCUGCAAUAUGAAGUUGUCUGAUUAUAAUUUUACCUCAGUCACAUGUGAGAAGAAUGCUUCCAGUUUGACUCUACCAAAAGUUUCCACUUGUAGUAAAAUAAGAGAUGAUCGUUAUUGGACCUUCAGGAAGAACAGUUUAGAACUGAUAGAGCCAUCCAGUAUAAAAAAAGUUAGUUUAGUUUAGGUUUCCUCCUGUAGUAACACUGGAUCAAUAAGAGAUGAUCCUUACUGGACCUCUAGGAAGAACAGUUUAGAACUGAUAGAGCUAUCCAGUAUAAAUAAAGUUAGUUUAGUUUAGGUUUCCUCCUGUAGUAACACUGGAUCAAUAAGAAACGACUCUUACUGGACCUCUAGGGAGAACAGUUGAGAACUGAUAGAACUAUCCAGUAUAAAUAAAGUUAGUUUAGUAGAAAGUCGUGCCAGAUAUGUAAUAUAAUUUACCUAGCAUUUGUGACAGUUUCUUAACGCUUGUAUUAGAUUUAUCUCUGACACCAUUUUUAGAAGGCUUUGCCAUCUUGAAGAAAAAUCCCGAUUAUGACGCCGAAGAAACUGGUUAAGAUUGAAACAUGCGAGAACUAUCAGUAGAACAUACCACUAAAAGUUUUAAAUAACCUAUUCACCUAACUACCUUUAAAAGCUCCCUAUAUACCGAAUCACCACAUUGAUAUUACCCCUAUAAUUUAAGCAACAUAUAACACGUUCCCUUAGAGAAAUGGGUCUUUGCCCUUUAUUGUUUGAACAUAGAAAUAUAUACUGACAACUACCAUAAACACAGAUGUGAAAUAGUUGGUUUUGAAGAAGAUUGUUUAUGUACAAAACAUGCUUGUUUGUGUGGUCGUAUUAGCCAACUGAAUGGAAUAGCAAUUUUCAACCUGUAUUUUCUUUCGUUUGUGUCAUAGACGUUAAAUUUGAAUUAGAUCUGUCCUGUAAUUUUACGUGUGAAAAAAAUGUCAAAAUAAAUUCAACUUACAGUCAAACCGGAUGUUCUCUUGCGAGCAACAUUGCAAUAUUGCCCCACAAUAUUGCAAUUUUGAUAGGCAGAUUGCUCUGAGCAAAUUGCAACCGACGCGAACAAAUUGCAAGUUGGAAAUUCACAAAAGAUUUGCAAACAAAGCCUCUGAUUGGAUUAUAGCCUUUAUAGGAAAGAGGGAAGCCAAUCAAAUAGUCUGAGCAACUGGAUUGGUGCUUCCCCCUUUCUUAUAGUCCAAUCAGAGGCUUUGUUUACAAAACAUUUGUGAAUUUCAACUUGCAAUUUGUUCGUGUCGGUUGCAAAUUGCUCGGCGCAAUCUGCCCAUCAAAAUUGUUUUUUACAUGUGAUAUGUUCCAAUUUCACAUAAAAUUUCUCGUGUGUAAUAAUGAUAUGUGAUACAGCUAUAUUUUAUUUUGCUUAUAGACAUCAACGAGAUUUAUGUCAGUUCUUGUGUCGUAUAUUUUAGCCAGUGUGGUACUGUGAAUUUCUCAUAGCAAGCUUACAAGCAGUACUAACAAUUGGUCAUUCCAUAUGAAUGCCUUUGAUUGUAUUAUCCAUGUUUUCGGAAGAAUUUUCUGUAGCUUAAAAUAUAAAACGAGUUUGAAAAUCCAUGCGCCGGGUAGAUUUUAUGUGUAUAUGAUUAUUAUAAUUGCAGAAUUUCGGGCUGUUUGUUACUUGGGUAGGCCCGUCAAAUUUCCCUCGAAGUAAGCCCCUUGCAAUUGGAG